Molecule: messenger RNA, 2845 nt
Organism: Oryza brachyantha (malo sina)
Lineage: Eukaryota; Viridiplantae; Streptophyta; Magnoliopsida; Poales; Poaceae
Product: pumilio homolog 3-like
Exons: 9
Coding region: 159-2513 (784 amino acids)
Biological process (GO): post-transcriptional regulation of gene expression
Cellular component (GO): cytoplasm
Molecular function (GO): mRNA binding
Source: RefSeq, a predicted model, not a curated record
AACCCAACCAAAACCCUAACCCUAACGAAGGGCGCCGCCACCCAAAAACCGCACGCACCACCCAUUUCGGCGCGGCCACCGCGGGUGCGCGGUUUCGUUUCAAAACACCCUCCUCCCCCGAGCCACAAGAGCUUCUCGCGCGUUUUGGAGUGCGGGGGAUGGCUCCCUUUGGUGAUGGCGGCGGCGGCGGAGGAGGGGAGGAGGGGGAUGCUGCGGGGUGGGGGUGGUGGGACCCCAUGAGGAGCGGCAGCGCGCCGCCGACGAUGGAGGGCGCAGCGGCGGCGCGGGAGGUGGAGGAGGGGGUUUUGGGCGGCGGCGGCGGCGGGUCGUUCUUCUCUGGGGCUGGUGGGCUCGGCGCGAGGCGGCUCGAGGAGGUCGGCCGGUGGCGCGGGGCCGCCGCCGCUCAGGAGCAUUUUGGCAAUUCUGCAUCGUUAUCUAAUGGACAACCAGGCCUACAACUUAAUGGUACGAGAGAGUUUGAUGGGCAGCAAUUUGGACCAACCGGAGCUCAUAGUGUUGGUGCUAUGGUGAACCACUCUCCAGCUGGUUCGGCAUGGAUAGAAACCAAAACAAAUGAUGCUGAGUUUCAUAGGCAUACCCAGAGUCGCUUCAUACCUUCUAUGGGAAAGAUGAAUGCCUUUGCCAUAAGGGAUCUAAAGUCAGCCUAUCUCUCUGACUCUGAUCUUUCAACUUCUUUAUCUAGGGUGAACUUGUCUAAUCAUGUAGAAUAUGAUGAAGGAAGCCUUGCUAAAGAACUGCUUGAUGAAAUGGAAAUGCGUAAUCACAAGAAGUGUUUUUCCUCUAAGAUUGCUGAUGGCAGCCGAUCUCCUUUGCCUGGAAAUGCAUUCUGUAAACUUGGUUCUGAGCACAUGGAUAUUCAUUCACUACCUACAUAUGGUGAUGGUGUUCUAUACAGGCAGAACAGUAACAUAGAUAGUUCUUAUGUUUCAAGGAAUAAUGACCAUCACGUAAAGAGUGUGGAGUGUCUAUCUCUUGCUGAUCAGCUAGCUUUGAUGCAGUUGAGCAAUCUCCAUGAAGAGAAUAAUUACCAUAGUAUUGCAGAUAUGGUAAAUUUAGGCAACCCCUUAAACAGAUGCAACGUCGCAGAUUUAGACUUAGCCAGGUACAAGAAACAAUACCUUGGAGAGCUUUUUGCACAUCGAUGUUUGCCGGAAAAUAUCUUUCUGCCAAAAUGUGGUCCCUCAUAUAAUGACAACAUACCAUAUCAUGAUGAGCCUCGUUUUCCAUUUUCAAGAAUACAAAGACCAGAGUCCCAUAUUUAUUCACAUUUGCGGGGCAUUCCAUAUCAUGGUGAUCAACAACAGCGGCUCUUAUCUUCUAGUAGGAGGACUCCUGGUAGGAAUAUGGGAUCACAGAUUUAUCAAGGUAAUUUAGUAGGAAACGGUUUGGACGCAUCUUCUUUGGAUAUUGCAGAUAGAAAUGGUGCUGUUGGGUUGGAGCUUAUUAAUGUAGUGGGCCAUGUUAUGGAAGUUAGUAUGGAUCAAUAUGGGAGUCGGUUUAUUCAACAAAAAUUAGAGAAUGCCUCACCUGAUGACAGGGAAAGAAUCUUUCCAGAGAUACUGACCAAUGCUAUUGCUCUGACAACUGAUGUGUUUGGCAAUUAUGUGAUUCAGAAGUUUUUUGAGUUCGCUACAGAAAGCCAGCUAAGUCAGUUAGCAGAUCAGCUCAGAGGUCGCUUUUUGGAACUUAGUUUUCAGAUGUAUGGCUGCAGAGUAGUUCAGAAGGUCAUUGAUGUGGUUGAUUUGGAGCGGAAGAUAUCUAUUGUUGGUGAGCUCAAGGAUUCUGUUCUCAGAUGUAUUUCUGAUCAGAAUGGUAACCAUGUAAUCCAGAAGUGCAUAGAGUGUGUUCCUGAAGAUCACAUUCCAUUUGUAGUAGAGGAUGUACUUAAGAAAAUUUAUCUUCUUUGUACUCACCAAUAUGGCUGUAGAGUUAUUCAGAGAGUUUUGGAGCAUUGCCACAAUCCAGCGACUCAAACUGCUGUGAUGUUUGAAAUUGUUGAACGGGCUUUUGAUUUGACAGAAGAUAAAUUUGGAAACUAUGUUGUUCAACAUGUCUUACAACAUGGUAAACCAGAGGAGCGGUCAUCCAUUAUUCAAAAGCUCUCUGGGCAUGUGGUGAUCUUGAGCCAGCAGAAGUAUGCUUCUAAUGUUGUGGAGAAGUGCCUAUCUUUUGGAACUCCUGAUGAACGUGAUAGCCUUAUAAGAGAGAUUGUAUCCUCUGGUCAAACAUUUCAGGCACUGAUGAAGGAUCAGUUUGGCAAUUAUGUUGUACAGAGAGUCCUUCAGACGUGUGAUGACAAAUUCCUAGAAGUGAUCCUUUCAAGUAUCAAGAUGCAUCUGAACGAACUGAAGAACUACACAUUCGGGAAGCACAUAGUUGCGCGUGUUGAGAAGUUAAUUAUCACAGGAGAAAACCGAGUGCGAAUGGGGUCCAAGACUAGCCAAUGCCAGCAGUCGCCAAACUGUACAGAUGUUGACGCUAAUCCUUUUUAAGCAUUGGCAUCAAUAAACAAAUCCGGUGAAUUAACGAAUGUGCAGAUUCAAAUCUGGUGAAUUAACGGAUGUGGAGAUUUUUGUUUUGAGAUACACUGUGAUAGACAAUAGGGUGUUCUGGUGGAGAGUGGAGAUGGAUGUGUUCUCUUCCUUUUACUGUGGCCUGUAUAGAUCUCCCGGUACUUAAAAGGUAAUUAGAUGAGUGUUAGGUAUUGCCGCUGUAAAUCUUCUUUUUUGGCCAUGUACAAGUUUAACAGAUGGUAUCAGCUGUACAUUUGUUUAAGCUGUUGGUUGGUUAACCAUGUGGUUUAUAAUCCUUAUGCCCCUUAUAA